This is a messenger RNA of Macrobrachium nipponense, 1545 nucleotides long. RefSeq lists its product as uncharacterized. Gene Ontology annotation, biological process: DNA integration. Gene Ontology annotation, molecular function: nucleic acid binding. The record is from RefSeq and is a predicted model, not a curated record. The transcript has a single exon. Lineage: Eukaryota; Metazoa; Arthropoda; Malacostraca; Decapoda; Palaemonidae. The coding region runs from base 1 to 1545 and encodes 514 amino acids.
AUGACUGUGGUAAAUGCCUUGGAAGCCCGGUUUUCCCCUGAGCAUUUGGAGUGUCUUGUACGAAUAACUGCUUACUGCCGCCGUUUGCUAUUACAACAAAACCCAGAAAACUAUCAAAGUCAUCUAGAACCUAAAGAAAUACAAGAAGCAGAACUGGCUUUAUUUUAUGCAAGCCAGAAGUCUUUAAAUAAUCAAGAUGAAGUUAAUCAUAAACAUAUUAAAAAGCUUGACCCAAAGUUUGAUGAAAAAGGCAUUUUAAGAAUUGGAGGCAGACUACAUAAGCAUCAUUUACCCCACGAGCAGAGGCCUCCAGUUUUAUUGGUGAGGAAUUCUUCCCUGGCUGAAGCAUUCGCUCAGAUGAUUCGUCGAUGUACAGGUCAUCAAGGAUAUAGAGUCGCAAUUGCUUUAGCUUUUAAGCUUGGAGUUUACAUUAUUGGAGGAGCAAGAUUAUUUAAGGACAUUGCUUUCAAGUGUUGUUUCUGCAGAACCAGACGUCACCUAUUGUUGGGCCAACAGGUGGGGGAACUGCCAAGUUUCAGAGGUGAGCCCAAUACCCCUCUCUUCAGCAGAGUUGCAUUAGAUUUCUUUGGCCCUAUCAAGUUAAAGUUGACUCGUAAUGCAAGCACUGAAGGAAGUAUAAUGAUCAUAACUUGCACCGUCACUCGUGUCAUAUCUCUUGAACUGGUCGACUCAUUGUCUUCAGAUGCUUUUCUCUGUGCUUGGAGAAGAUUUACUUGUAAUCAUGGAAUCCAUCCAAUUUUGGCAGUAAGUGACAGAGGAUGCAAUUUCAUAGGGGCUCAAGAGAAAUUGCAAAAGUGGAUAAAUUCUUGGAACGAGAGCCUAAUAAAGGACAAGUUUGCAAUUGCUGGGACAAAAUUUGAGUGGAAACUCAACACACCUCACGCUUCUCAUAUGAAUGGUGUUGUUGAAUCAUUGAUCAGAAGCUGUAGAAGAGGUUUAGAUGCAGUAACAGAUUAUCACCACAGGAAGUUCAGUGCUUUGGAAUGGCAAACAAUACUGUUAGAGGUGACAUACCUUGUUAAUUCACGACCACUUUUCCCAAAUGGACCAGAUCCUCUUGAGUCCCCAACUAUAUCCGGCAAUGACUUACUGUUUCCUCACGGGCAACCUUCAGUUCUACAACCAUAUACCGGUAACGAAGUGAACUUGAGAAGCAUGGUAGUGGUAGCUCAACAGAGAAUUCAGAUAUUUUGGGAGACUUGGAUUCGUUAUAUGCCUCCUCAGCUAGUACAAAGAUCGAAAUGGUUUCAUCCCAAACAGAAUCUUCAAGUUGGUGAUUUGGUUCUUCUUCUGGAACCAGGCCUAAAGGGAGGUGUCGCUCCUAGGGGACUGUGGAGGCGCGGUCUUGUUGAGAGGAUUCAUCCCGGAAAAGAUGGGCUUGUUCGAAGAGUUACUGUUCAAACAGUGGAGAAUGGAAAGGUGGUUCACUGGGAGAGACCCAUUCAUAAACUUUGCUUAAUUGCUACGGUACAAGAGCUUCAACAUGGAUUCCAAGCUAAGGCAGAUAAAGAUGCUCGAAAUUAA